CAGCGCGUAGUGUGUUUGGCGCCAGCAUUUUCGCGGGGAGUGAGGAGUGGACGUACACAGCAACAAUCUCGAUCAACGCUGCGAUUCAAAUAAAUACCCUUCACCGAUUUCUCUAAUAUAGAGCCUGUGUUGAUGAUAUCGACUUUACUUGUUGGUAACUGUCUGCAGCCGUAAGGUUGUGAGGAUGAUGGCGGCAGUGCCUCUAUCUAGUGCCAGCAUCCUUCCACUUCUGGAGUGUCUAGAAGAUGAUGCAGCUGGGCUGUCAGAGCAUACAGAUGCCUACAUCACCAUUGCAAACCGUCUCAAUGGAGAGGAGGGACGUCAGUUUCUGCCUGUAAUCGUAAAACAUUUUGCACGUCUUAGUAAAGUCCUUCUGGUUCACAUCUCCAGUGAGAAUGAGGAGCUUUGUCAAGCCGCUCUCCAGGCGUUGGGCUUCUGUGUCUUCCACUCACAUAUUGUUUCUGUUAUCCCAGCAAAUGUUUCAGAAGAGGUAUUGUCUACUCUCUGUAAUGUUGUGGUAAAAUCUAAAGAGAAAUUUACAUGUACCCGAGCAUUAUGGGUAAUUUCCAAACAGAAUUUCUCUCCAGAGGUGGUGGCCAAAAAGACGCCAGAGAUUCUCAAGAGCCUGGAGGCUAUGCAGACCCGAGAAGUUCAGUCAAUCCUUAUUGAUCAUGAGUCGCUCAAUGUCAUCAUAAGGUUGCUGGAGCAGGCACCGUCUCAGAUGGCAGCUGGAGCCGUGUGCUGGGCCAAGCUGGUUGUUCCUCUGGUGGUUCACUCUGCCAAUAAAGUGCGCUUGCGUGCGGCGGCAGCCCUGGAGCUGGGCAUGCCUCUUCUCCUGGAGAAACAACAGGAAGUGGCUGCCAUUGUAGAGCCAAUGAUGUCCUCCAUGCUCAUCCCUGAAAUGCAGAAACUGUUUUCUUCGAAGAAUGAGACAAAUAUGCUGAAACUCUGGCCUUUAUUUGUAAAACUUCUGGGGAAGUUGCUUCACAAAGGAGGUGCCUUCAUUAACUCUUUGCUAUAUUUGGAGGAGUUGGGUUUCCGAAGCUCCUCUCCUAAUAUUAAAAAGAUUGCCUUCAUUGCUUGGAAGAGCCUCAUUGACAAUUUUGCCCUUAAUCCAGAUAUUCUGUGCAGCAGUAAGCGUCUGAAGCUGCUCUUGCAACCACUAAUUUCCAUCCAUGUCCGGACUGAAGCUCUUGUGCUCACUAAACUAGAGGUUUGGUGGUAUCUUGCGGUCAAACUUGGGCCAAACCUAGCAGCAAAUUUUGAGCAGGUUGGCAUACCGCUGCUGCAUAGCACACUUCCUUCAGAUUCUCCACUGCAGUCCCUGGUCACACCUGCUCGAAACGCUAACCCAACCAAUGGCACCCCUAACACCCCUAAAACAGGCAUCCCAUCUUGUAGCACGCCAAGCAGUACUCCUCGUAUGAGUCUGAACAGCAGUAUGCAGGCAACUCAGUCCUACCGCUCCAUUCAGCUCCUGGGGCUUGAGAUGCUUCUGCACUGGUUCAUGGGUCCAGAAGUCACAGUCACAGCUGCUAAAGAAAAUCUUCAGCUCAGCCUAGAGCCCCUGACGCACCCGCUCUUCACCAGUCACUCAUACUUUAACAGACAUGCCACUACUCUCAUCUCAGCGGUCAAAGAAGGCUUCAGUGCUGUGGGAAAACAUGCUCCAGAAUCUCUUCUCAGUCUUGUUUGGAGCAGUCUGAUUCGUUUUGUCAGCACAACAAUAGAAGCAGGUAAUAAGAAAGAGCGUCAGGGUUCAGAGGUCCUCACUCUUCUUCUCCAGGCUCUCCAGGCCAUCCUGUCUUCAGAUGUUCUGCCAGCUGAGCGUGCACUGCUUUUGUUGGAAGCCGCAGUAAAGGGAAUACCUCAGAAAGUUCUUGGUUCUGCAGCUUAUCAAGUUGCAAACAUGGAUGUUUUGAACGGUACUCCAGCACUUUUCUUAAUACUGCUUUUCUUCAACAAUAGCCAGGUCGCAGCGUUUCUUGAAGAUGAGAGAUUUUUCACAAGCCUGGAGACUCUUGUCAGCUGUGGGUUUUGUGGUCCUACAUCCCCUUUGACCUUUGGAGAGGCUGUUUUAGGAGCACUUGGUGGGAUCGUGGAGGCUGUUAAGAGCAAGAAACAGCUCUGGAGGAUGUGGAGUGUUGUUAUUAACCUUCUAACUGACACCAUAACUCAGACCAAUGAAGUGAAUCAAGGAGAUGCUUUGGAGCAUAAUUUCAGUGCCAUUUACAGUGCCUUGAUGUUCCCUGUCGUUCACCUGUUGCCUGCUUCAGCCCUACCCCAGACAACGCAGAAGAGCAUGAUGAGUACCUGGUCCAAGCUUUAUAAGGCUUUUGCCCGAUGCUCAGCUUUGGUGGCCACGGCGGAGGAAAAUGUAUGCUGUGAAGAGCUAUGUGCCAAGAUCUCUGCUUCUUUAGAUAGUGAGGCUUUGAAGAAUCUGCUUGUGCUAGAUGCAUUAGCAAAUAUCUUGCUGGUCAUAGUAGAGAGUCUGGACUUUUCUCCUUACACCCCUCAGUUCCAGCAGAAGCAGAAAUCUCCUCGGACACCCUUGAGCUGGGUCCGGAGGAGAAGCAAAUCUCUGGGCAACCUUUCCACCUUCCACAGUCUUCUGAUACAGACUUUAGAUGCGUUUUUAGCACUGGACCCCUCAGAAGCAUCUGCAGAAACUGGUGGUGUUCUAAAUAGACUUGCCUUGACGCUCAUUGGCAUCAUGUCUAUGCUUUUCACCAACAUUACAUUGCCCACACACAUACAAGAGAUGCUGUCCACUAUCACACAACCACUCGCACGUCUCUAUGUACAAUACUCGAGUUUUGAUGAACAGUCAACGUCUGAUGUCACAGUAGGACCCAAGUUGGAGAAACUGGCCUCAGACUUGCUUGGCUGCCUUCAGACACACUCGACAUUGCACGACGAUGAACUGCUUACAGUGUUGUCGCCAUUGCUUUGUGUGCUUUUCCCACACAAGAUCAAGCAAAUUCGCACAGUGGCCACUCAGUUCUGGAAUGCCACCUUUGGAAACGCGGUCACCUUGACUUACUCCGAGCCUCUCAGGGUCGUUUUAAGUCAGGCCAAGCAGAAGACUCCUUUGAUUUUACCAGGAUUUGAAGCUGUUGAUAAUCCUGAUGAUUUCAGCGGACAGUAUACGAGUGAGAGUUCUCAGAUGGAUCCUCAGAUUAGCGGUGUGAAGGUCACCUCUGUGGGAAAGAGGGACUCUCUUUUGGCUAGGGCAGACGAGCUGAAAGGAAGAGGCACUGUUUCUGCAACAAAGCCUGUAUCUAUGAAGCUGGAUUUUGGAUCCCCUAAACCCCAGAGACGUGAAGCUAUUGAAGAAGAGGCAUCAGUAGAUUUUGUUUUUAUUCCACCUGAGACAAAGGAAAGAGUGCUGACUGAACAUCAGAAAGAAGUCAAAAGGACCAAAAGGGUUGAUAUUCCUGCCCUGUACAAUAAUCUGGAUGCCUCCAUGGACACUACAGUCUUUACACAAUACACUCAAAGUCAGGAGGAUUCCAUAGACAAACUGGGAACAGAUGAAAUUGAUAAACCUAAGGAAGAGGAUAAGGUUCAGUUGGCGGAGGUUGGCCCACUUGAGGAACCAACCACAGAUGUUAAAACAACCCAAGAUGGCACCACACCAGAGGUCAGAGAAACACCGGAGAAAGCUACACAGGAUAAAAAACAAAUUUCAGAAAAGAUUGAGACACCAUCUAGUGACGUCUCAGGUGAUGCGAGUGGGCAUGAGAAAACAGGAUUGGAGGCAUCCAGCCCUAAUGUUUCGAGUUCUUCUGAUAUGAUAUCAGGUACCCCACCUAAAUCCAACAGCAGACGGCAGUCUUUCAUAACCCUUGAGAAAUAUGUUGAGGGAAAGCCAGCGAGUCCCAUGAGUGAAACUACAUUCACCGGUCCACUCACCCGAAAAUCAAACAGACUGGAUUCUUCAAAAGCAUCGCAAUCCGCUCCACAUGACUCUCUUGACUCGCAACCUCUGACUUCGAAAGAGGACUCGCAAAAAGCCGAAGAGCUUAGCACCACGGAGUUGUCUGCUCAGAAUGAGCAAGAAAUAGAGGAAGAAGAUGAGAUCAAAUCAACAUGUCAUCCUUGUGAAGGCACAGAUGAGGAAGAGGAGGAUGUAGUUCCUGAUACCCAGAACCAAAUAUCCGAAGCAGUGCUGGAUAACAAGGACAGUCCUGUGUCCAAAACCAACAUGGAGGCAUCGGUGGAAUCUGAAAAAGCCUCUCCCGAAGAAGAUUCACAGACCCUUUCUCAAAAUUCUAGUCAAAGAAGAAGGUCAAGCAGACGUCGUAGUAGACCUCUUCGCCCGGGUGAAGAUCCAACGGACAGGGAGCUGAACUCUAGCAAAUCUGAAGAAACAGGCAGUCAGGGUUUAGACUCUCCACUAACAAAUACACAGAAGCUUGUACCAACUCUCACUAAUUCAACAAAUAGCACAUUGCCGGGAAGAACCAGGAGAAGUAAGAUUCUGGAUGAGGCUAAAGCUGAAGGUGACCAGCCGAAGAAUAAAAGAGGGAAAGGAGAGCUUAAACGGACUGAUUCACAGAUUUCAGAAUCUUCACAGAUAACGGAUUUGUGUGGUCAUGAAGAGCUUAGCCAGACUGAGUCAUCCAAAGAGAGACUGUCACCUCUCAAUGAGUCUCAGAGUCUGUCACCAGGCCGAUCUAUGAGGAAGACUAGACUGCACAGCAAUCUCGAGGGAUCCACAGACAAGAAAGAAAAAGAUGAAAAUUAUUCUCAAAACGCUACAUCCAAUUUGAGGAGGAGACUUUCACAAACUGUUUCCAGUACAGAGACCGAUAGCCAGCAAACUGGCAGUUUGAGAAGAACAAGACGGUCUGUUGCAUCUGAAUUGGAUGCUGCUGGAUUACAGACCAAAGAUAAGACUGGAACGGAAGAUCAAAAAGGGCAGGAUGCAGGCGUGAAAAACUCUCAAACGUUGGUCAAGGGCAGGGCUACAAGACGGAGACACACAGAGGGAGACAUGAAUUCUGUAACUGCUGAGGAUUCACAGGCUGAGGAGUUAGAUUCCUCUCAAGGACAUGGUAGAUACAUAACUCGAAGGUUGUCUAAAGGUUUGCUGUCCCCAACUGACAAUAAAGAGUCUGAAACCUCUGAUAGCAAAGUUGGACCAAGGCCUAAAAAGAGGUCACGUAAUCCUUUACCCGCAGAGGUGUUACCGUGCACCACAGAAGCUCCAGAGAUGCAGGUUGAGGAGCAUGUUCAAGUUUCAAUGGAGACCUCUGCAUCCCAGGAUGGGCCAGAUCCUGAACCUAGUUUAGACGAUGUCUCUGUAACUGAGUCCAAAGAACUUUGUAAUGAAGAGAUGCCUGUGACUGAGAUUGUAAAUAAUGAACUAAACACCUCUGAAAAAGAAAUCGAUACACAGAGCAUGAGUGAAAUAGAGUUGAAGAUGGAAGUGGAUACAGAGAAAAAGGAGACUGUCUGUAUGUCUAUCGAUAAGAAAAAUGAGGGUUUAGGAACAAAGUCAUCUUCGCAAGAUAGUUUAGUGGGAGCUGAAGAUUCAAACUUGAAAGUUUUUCGUAAGUGCCCUCAUACCAGGGGACGGGGUCGUGGUCGCAGACGUUCUAGAAGCUGUAACUGUUUUUCAAAAAGUCGUGCCGUGCAAGACGGUGACUUCCAAGAAUCGCAGGAUGAGAAAAAUGAGCAGGUUCCACUUGAUGCCAACGUCUUGACCUCACAACCCGAGUCCAGCCCCAUGUCUGUAUCAGAUGAAAAUCAAUGCACAACCCAAGAUGCUGCAGCCGUGCAGUCAUCUUUAUCCUCGCCGAAUCAACUCCCUUCUGAGAUUUUGUCUUCUGAAAGCUCUAGUAAUAAACUUGAUGUAGUUGUAUCUGAAAGCUCUAGUAAUAAACUUGAUGUAGUUGUAUCUGAAGCUAAGGAAGAAGGACCUAACCUUGAAUUGGUGGCAAAACCAAUGGAUGAAUCCAGCAAAGAGGUAACGGAAGUCUAUAAGCUGAAUCAGUCCGAGGCUUUAGAAAGCACAAACAUUCAGCAACACAAAGAUGGAGCGGAUGGUUCCGAAAACGCUUCAGGAAGUCAAGAAGCACUUCAGAGUUCAACACCUCAGGACACGUCUCCAAGCAAAGCUCAUCCAGUAGAAGAUCCACCUGUAUGCCAAGAGCAACUAGAGUCCUCUCAUGUCCAGCAGGAAGAUGCUGUCAACGCUGCGGUGAAGGAAAGUGAAGAUCUUAAUGUUGCAGAGAAAAGUGGAGAAGAAGCUAAUGAACUAGGCAAGGAUGUUGCUUCUGUUGAGAACGAUGGUGUAGAUACCCAGAUAGAAAAGCAGGAUCUGUCUGCAGAUGUUCAAGAAGCUGCAUCUGAUGCUGUCAAGGAGUCAUCCACCUCUGAUGUCUGCUUAGAUUCUCCACCCAAACCUAAACUCUUAGACGCUGUAGCUGGUGAACUAGAGCCUGGCCAGAGCCCGAGCAGAAGUAAAACACGUAUAUGGUCACCAUCCGCAUCCCCAUCCACCAGCAUUCUGAAGAAGGGACAGAAGAGAGCUUGUGAUGAAGAUUCUCCCUCCCCUCUUCUUAAGUCUCGUCGAGUGUCUUUUGCGACUCCAAUAUACCAUCAAGAACUGGCUGAUGACAUUGAUCGACGUAGUCCAGUUAUUCGCACUAGCUCACCGAGGUCAAAAGUCUUGAGUGCACAGCCAAAGUACAUCACUACGCCUACGAAAGGCUCUUCAUGUCUUAGCCCACGUAACCUCAGAAGCCCUGGAUACAAAAGCUCAAAGAAAUGUUUGAUUUCUGAGAUGAGCCAGGAGCCACGGCCUAUUGCUAAAGAUUGUGUUUACCCAGCAUUGGUUGGCUGCUCUACUCCUGUAGAGGCUGUUUUACCACAGAUAACCUCCAACAUGUGGCCUCGUGGCUUUGGUCAGCUUGUUCGUGCCAGGAACAUUAAAACUGUUGGAGAUCUGAGUGCCCUCACCCCUACUGAAAUCAAGUCACUUCCUAUCCGCUCACCUAAGCUGUCCAACGUGAGGAAAGCACUUAAAACAUAUUAUGAACAACAGAGAAAAGGGCGUUCUGAUGAACUGAAGAGUUUUGACGAAAUGGAGAAAAUGACUUCCGAGCCUGAAGACAUGGAGCUACCACAAAACCAAGAUGAGGAGAAAACGCCAGCAGAGCCUAAAGAUGACAAACAAUCUGACACCAGUGUAGAUUCAGGACCGAUGGCUGAGGACCGCGAUGCUGAUGAUUUGCUGUCAGAUGUGGUAGCUCUUGGUGGACGGUUAACUUCAGAGGCACUUGGUCGCUGUUCACCCAACCAGCUGGGCCUGAUGCAUGAACAUCUCAGUGGAUUUAUGAGAAACAUCGUAGCCCAACUUCAGUCCCGCCUGCUGAGUAAUCUCGAUGAUAGCUUGCCAUGAGGGUCAUCACUUUUACCUUCAAGACUUGAGUUUUAACUUGAAGACUCGAAGUGGACUGCUCGUUCAAGUUUUAGCUUGGAUUUUAGUUUAGAUUAAAUUCAAAUUAUGCUCUUUCAGAGAAUAGACUUUAAUGGACAAUAGGCAUUUAUAUUGCUUCUUAAGUGUGUGUUGAAUAGAAUAUUAUGUAUUUUAUGGAACGAUUUUUAAGAUUGUAAAUUGUGCUGAGAUACCAAGGUAACUUUUUUUUUUAAGAAAAAUAAAGUUAU
Molecule: messenger RNA, 7677 nt
Organism: Triplophysa rosa
Lineage: Eukaryota; Metazoa; Chordata; Actinopteri; Cypriniformes; Nemacheilidae
Gene: rif1
Product: replication timing regulatory factor 1
Exons: 36
Coding region: 185-7411 (2408 amino acids)
Biological process (GO): telomere maintenance
Cellular component (GO): nucleus
Source: RefSeq, a predicted model, not a curated record